AUGACGACUCCAGAGUCGGUUUCGACCGAUCCAUCGGAAUUAGUAGUCGUCCAUGUCGUGGUGUAUUCGGUUCCCGCUAUUGACUUUGGAACCUCAGAGGUAGUAGUGAAAGAACGAACCCGCAGAGUUGGUGCUGAUGAUCACAAUACCAGAGUCGGUUUCGACGAUCCAUCGGAAUUAGUAGUCGUCCAUGUCGUCGUGUAA
This is a messenger RNA of Sungouiella intermedia, 204 nucleotides long. The record is from the annotation of a GenBank genome assembly. NCBI's taxonomy places the organism in Eukaryota, Fungi, Ascomycota, Pichiomycetes, Serinales, Metschnikowiaceae.